Papaver somniferum (opium poppy) is the source of this 1045-nucleotide messenger RNA. RefSeq names its product arginine--tRNA ligase, cytoplasmic-like. The record is from RefSeq and is a predicted model, not a curated record. The coding region runs from base 403 to 951 and encodes 182 amino acids. The transcript is spliced from 5 exons. Lineage: Eukaryota; Viridiplantae; Streptophyta; Magnoliopsida; Ranunculales; Papaveraceae.
GCUUAUCUUUUGCAAUUACCUAAAAAAAAUAUAUACGGUAAAAAAUACAGAAAGAAUAGACUGGGCCUUGGCCCUCGAAUCGCUUGUUUUUUAUAAACUUGACCCACAGGCCCUACAGAAGAAAGAAGCCAUUAACGACCAUUAUAUUCUCUCUCAUCCUCUUUGCAAUGGGAAGGAAGAAGAAGAAGGAAGAACUUCGCAAAGCAUGGGGAUCAGAAAUACCUCGAACAACUGUGUUGGCUCAGAAUUAUUAGCGGCAAAGAGCUUGAAGCUAUACAUCGGUAAUUGAGGAUGGAGCCUUUGCCAGUAGUGGGUUCUAGUGUCUACAACAUCCAUGUCCCUGGAGUUUCGGAUGAUUUGACAGAGCAAGGUUUGCUGAUGAAUGUCUAGCAUGUUGGUAAGAUGAUGGAAGUAGGUAAAACCAAGUUGGUUCUUGUGGAUGAGGACGACGGUUACAGAUAUGUCGCAACUCAAUUAGCUGCUCUUAGGCAUUAUCUGAUUGAUGAUCAGAUGGGAUGGUUGAUUUAUGUCGGGGAAGCGAAUCAAAAAGCAUUUUAUGAUCCAUGCUUUGAUGAUGCAAAAGGAGCAAAGUGGCUUCCUGCUGAUGAUGGGAAGCCAACCCCAAAAGUUAGUUUUUUAGGUUUGGUUACUGAACCAUCAUUAGUCGGGAUUGACAGGCUAAUUCAUGAUGUCAAAAUGAGCUUUAAAGAAAUGCUUCUUCAAAGAGAUUAUCCUGAAGACGAUGAACUUGAAAAAAUGGCCGAUGAACUUGCAUGUGGAGGAAUAAAGUUUGCCAUUUUGCAGAAUGUUGGGAGCAAAAGAGCAACAAUUGGAAAAUUGAUACCGUUGGGGUUCUCGCCUCCAAGGGGCAUACUGCAUUCCGCUUGCAACUUGUCUAUGCCACUAUUAGUCGAUUUAUUGAUAGUGCGAAAGUAUAUAUUCAAGACAUAAACAGAGUAAGAAUGUUAUGUCUAUACCUCUAGAUCUUUAACCCUUGGUGCUGGACUAAGAAUGUUAUGUCUUGAUGAGUGCCAAAUAUUGUAUA